Messenger RNA from Prosopis cineraria, 3225 nucleotides. RefSeq lists its product as uncharacterized. The record is from RefSeq and is a predicted model, not a curated record. Lineage: Eukaryota; Viridiplantae; Streptophyta; Magnoliopsida; Fabales; Fabaceae. Bases 131 to 2158 code for a protein of 675 amino acids. The transcript has 3 exons.
UUUUCCAUCGACCACCUCACUCGCCGCUUUCCAAAAUCCGAACCUUGCUUCAGCUCUCUCUUCCCCUCUCUUUCCGAGAUCCAUCAAUGCCUCUUUGAAAAGGGAAGACAUACACAUUCCAAGGAGGCAAAUGGAUACUGUCUACAGAGAAUUAGAUGAAGUCAAAGAAGAGGUGGAGAAGCUUAAAACAGAAUGUCGAGUUAAAACAGAACUUGUUGAGAGCUUGAAGAACGCCCGCAAUGAAGAAUAUCUGAAAUUUCAAGAGAUUAUGCAGCAGACAGAGAAACAGGCCCAUGAACUGCAUCUUAAGUCUGAAGAGAUAUACGAACUGAGGAAAGUACAUGAAGAUCUCAAGUUCAAUUUGCUUGAAAAAGAAGAGAAUAUCAUGCAUUUGAAUUCAGAGAAUAAGAAGAUACAAGCUAAUUUCGCUGAGAGAUUAUCAAAAUUGGAAGAAGUAAAUAGAGAUCUCGUGCUGGCUUUAGAUGAGCUGACAGUUAAAAACAGUGAGCUGGAGCAGAAUGCUUGUGUCAAUAAUAAGGAAAUUUCAGGCCUCAGAACACUUCUAUCGGCUACAGAGAAGAAGUAUCUCGAAGCAGAAGAGAAAACCCGGGAAGCUAAAAGGUUGCGGCAGAGAGAUGAUUUCAUAAUGCAACUGGAGGAAGAAAAUAGAAAUAUGCAAGAUAAACUGAAAUGGAAAAUUGAACAGUUUAUACAUCUUGAAGAAGCUCAUGAAAAGCUUCAAAGGCAGUUCCAAUCUGACAAGGAUCAGUGGGAGAAGGAGAAAUCUGCACUCCUUGAGGAGAUCACUUCCCUGCAGACUAGUUUAGAGUCUCAAACAAGAAUUCUAGAAGCAGUACAAUCCCGUUUAGAGAUGUGCAACCACGCAUUAGCUCACCAAGAAAGCAGGAGGAAACUCCUCGAGGUUGAAAUAUCUGAAUUCAAGUCACGGUUUGAGGAUGUUUUUACCCAAUGUGAAGAAGAAAAAUCAAAGAUACAGAGCUUGACCAUUCAGAGGAAUGAAGAGAUUGCAGAGCUAAGGAAUUCCCUGGGAGAAAAAGAGACACUAGUGAGAGAAAUGGAACUUAAAAUUGUUCGGCUUGAACAAGACAAUCAGGAAUUAGGACAUUCACUUAAAGAACUAAGGGAAGCUGGAAUCCAAAAUGCUGGAGCAAGUUCUCUGCUAUCAAAACUCCGCAACAAACUUAGGCACUUGGAAGAGGCACGCAAAAACUGUGCCUCUAGUAUGAAGACUAAAGAAUGUCAAUGGGGUUAUCAAAUGGAAAAGAUGGAAGCAGAUAUUAGUAUGUAUAAAUCUUCAUUGACCAGUAAAGAACAAGAAAUAAUGGAUCUGCUGAUGGAACUGGAAAAUUGUCAUUAUGUAAUUGAAGAAUAUUCUAUGGGACUUUUGAUCUUUAAAUCUGAACUUGUUGAGGCUUACACCAAAUUAUUUAGUGCAGAAAUAGAUGAAGCUGUUCAUAUCAAAGGGAAAGAAGAUAUGACUUGUCUCUCUGAAGUGCAAUUGGAAGUGAAAGACAUUUCUCAAAAUGUGGCACCACGUAUUAUGCUAGAGGAAGAACUUGAACGGCAUAAAAAAAUGCUUGAGGAAUCAUCAGAAGGUCAACAUGCCUUGAAAGGGAAACUUCUGCAAAUGGAGGACACUCUAAAUUGUGAAAGACGUGUUGCACUUGAGGCUCAAGGAAAGCUAGAGCUUGAAAUAGCCAAUAAAAAUAAUGAGAUCGCUCAAUUAGGACGUGAAUUAGAGAAGUGGAAGCAUACGGCCCAAACUCUCAAAGCCUGCUCUGAAGAAAUUCAAGGAAAGUGUCAAAAGAUGGAGAGUUCCCUUACUUUGCAGUUCGAGAAUGAGCAAGCCCUUAAGGAUGAAAAUGAAAGCCUUAUCUGUAUCGUCAAGGAGCAGGAGAGUAAAGCCGAGGAACUUCAGAAGCAGAUUGCUUCCUUAGAACUGUACUGUACAAGUAAAUUGAAGGAAGCAGAAACAUUUAAGCAAGAGAAAGAAAAUCUUCUCCAAAAUGUUGAGGAGAAGGAGAGUUGCAUUAAAGAUCUUCAAAAUGAUAUAGCCAUGGCUGGCUUGCGGCAAGAGUCCUUGGAAAAGAAGCAUCUUCCGCAACACUUGCACUAUUGGAUGCAGAUAAAGCUCUGAAGCAGGAGAAAGAGAAUCUUUUGAAGCUUAAAGAAGAGAAAGACCAAAUCAUAAAGCACUUGCACGAACUAGCCGAGUCAUUGGAGCAAGAUUUGAUGUGUGCGCUGUCUUUCGCUUUCUCCGAACAAGUGGAAAAGUGGGUUGAGAUCGGUGCGCUUACAGGGGCCUUAAAAGAUGCAGAAUAUCUGACAAAGCGAGAAAUUGAAGAAAAGAACUUGAGAGUAGUGAAAGCAGAACUGGAAGUUAACAAUUUGCUUGAGAAGGUUGCUUAUGAGGAAGAAUCAAUCUUACAUUUGAAACAAGAAUCAGAGCAGCUUCGAGCGUCAUUAGAGGCAAAGAAGUUGGAAACUGAAGAUGUGACGGAAAAAUUGAGGUCCAUGAAAAGCAUAAUUGGAGAGCUUGAGUUUGAGAAAGGAAUUUUGCUCCAAGAUAUCACAAAGUUAUCAACUGAAAGGGAGGGUAUGCUAGCUCAUAUUGAAGACAUGUGUGAGAGGAUUGGGGAAUUAUCUGGUAAGGAUCUGCAAUUGAUGAAGACUCUUGACGAGAUGCUGAAUACUACUGCAGAUGGAGAUCAUUGGUCAACGGAUCUUGUUGACUUUGACAAGCUGCAUGUUGCUACUGUAAAUAGAGCAAAUCGUACUUUUUCUGCCACGACUAAGAAACACGAAGCAAAUUUUGAUGGGCGAGCUCCUCUGAGAGAGGUUAAGAAUUUGCACGUGUAGAUCGGGGAAGAAGUCUGAACUCAAGCAGAAGAAAUGCGGUCAAGGAUUUGGUCGGGUAUCGAGCAAGCUAAAUCACUGUAUCUAAACCUCUGUUGGGAGCUCCAAAAACCAGCAUUAUUAGAUAUGGAGAAGUGGGGGAAAAAACAUUGUCUAAUGCUUGUUUCAGUAACUACCACAUGUUUUACAGAACAUAAGUUGAGUGAUCAAGUUUAUCCACAGAUUUGUGUGGUGUGGGUGAGCCCUUUCAUAGUUUUGAUGUAUGAACCAAAUCCGUAGGAAUCACUGACCGUUGUUCCAAAAAUAGUUUACAUUGAAGAAUGAAGGAGCCAUUGUUUGCUGAUUGUA